Tripterygium wilfordii is the source of this 4298-nucleotide messenger RNA. RefSeq lists its product as uncharacterized. The transcript has 27 exons. The record is from RefSeq and is a predicted model, not a curated record. Bases 227 to 3970 code for a protein of 1247 amino acids. Gene Ontology annotation, cellular component: mitochondrial outer membrane. Gene Ontology annotation, molecular function: protein binding; ATP hydrolysis activity; ATP binding. Lineage: Eukaryota; Viridiplantae; Streptophyta; Magnoliopsida; Celastrales; Celastraceae.
CCUACUUCUCACCGCCAUUAUUAACCUCCUAAACCUUCUCUUCUCUGCAAAAAUUGUUAAAAAAAUACAAAUUAUAUAUAAACCAAACAACAAAUCCUGUAUUAUACAGAAACCUUGAUAACUGAUCGUCCGCAAUCAUUCACAUCCUCUCUCUCGAGUCGCAACGAAUCCAAAUCUUCAUCGUUGGAUCAGAGGGCCAGACCAAACACCACCACUAGCAGAAAACAUGGUUGAAACCAGACGCAGCUCUUCGUCUAAGCGCCCUCUCGCCUCGUCUGCUAACCCCGUGCCUUCACCAUCGGCCAAGCGAUCCAAGGCUGGUGAGGCAUCCUCGAAGGCAAACGAUGCGGCGGCGGUUGAGUUAUCGACGGAUACCAAUGGUUCGGUCAAAGAAUCUGGGUCUGGAAGUCUUGAACCGGAGCUGCAAUCCCCUGAUCUGCAGGCCGACGAUGCUGCCAAGCCCGCCGAUGGGGAGAAAUCGCCAGAUGCUGAGGUGGAAGAGGAGGCCUUGGCGUCUCCGCGCUCCAUAGGUGAAGCUGCAGUGGAUGCUGCGGGUAAUCGGCAGAAGAAGCGGCCUGUGAAAGCGGCAAAACUGAAUACGAAGGCUGCGUGGGGAAAGCUUCUUUCGCAGUUCUCCCAGAAUCCUCACCUUAACAUGUGUGGUGCUACUUUCACUGUUGGCCAAAGUCGUACUUGCAAUUUGUGUCUUAAUGAUCCAUCCGUCAGUUCUACUUUAUGUAAACUGAGGCAUGUUGAGCGUGGAGGUUCAUCUGUUGCCCUAUUGGAGAUAUCUGGGGGCAAAGGAUUUGUCCAAGUGAAUGGGAAAAUUUACUACAAGAAUUCCAGUAAGACAUUAACUAGUGGUGAUGAACUGGUUUUCAGUUCUUCUGGAAAACAUGCUUACAUUUUUCAGCAGCUCACUCAUGAUACUGUAGCUGCUACCGGUCUAUCUUCAUCAUUAAGCAUUCUGGAAGCACAAAGUGCUCCAUUAAAGGAAAUACAUAUUGAGGCAAGGGCAGGGGACUCCUCUGCUGUUGCUGGAGCGUCAAUAUUAGCCUCUUUGUGCCAGAAGGACAUAUCCCUUCUUCCUCCACCCCCCAAGACUAGUGGUGAUGUGCAGCAAAGCACUGAGAUGCCUCAACUUCCGUCUGGAUGUGGAGAAUCUGAUGAUCGCACUCCAGACAUUGAUAUGAAGGAUGGUCCGAGUACUAAUGAGCCUGCUGAUGCUUCUUUGAGGGGAAAAACUGGUUGUCCAUCAUCUUGUGCUGCUCAUGAAAACCACAAUAUUGAUAGCCUUGGAUUGGAUUCAUGUCCACAUGCCGCCUCCAAAAAGAUUAGUGGGACAACGUACGAGUUGACGCCUCUACUGAGGAUGCUUACGGGAACGUCAUCAUCUAAUUAUGAUUCAAGAGGCGGCAUUCCUAAAAUACCUGAUGAGCAUAGGGAAAUCAGGGACCUGCUGAAGGAGUUUGGUUCUCGUGCAAAUUUGAUUAAACGACAAGCACUUAAGGAUAGUUUGCAGCAAGGAAUCCUAAAUCCUGGCAGCAUUGGUAUUUCAUUUGCAAGUUUUCCAUAUUACCUCAGCGACACUACGAAGAAUGUUUUGAUAGCUUCUACAUACAUCCAGCUGAAGUGUGACAAGUUUUCAAAAUUGGCCUCAGAUCUUCCUACUGUGUCUCCCCGAAUAUUAUUAUCUGGUCCAGCAGGUUCUGAGAUAUACCAGGAGACAUUGGUGAAGGCACUUGCCACACAUUUUGGGGCUAGACUUCUAAUUGUUGAUUCCCUUCUCUUGGCCGGUGGAUCAGGGGCCAAAGAUUCUGAUUUGGUGAAGGAAAGUUCAAGGCCUGAGAGAGUCUCUGCAUUUGCAAAACGAGCUUCACAUGCUGCUGCAUUGCAGCAUAAAAAACCGACAUCUACUGUUGAGGCUGAUAUUACGGGUGGCUCAAUGAUAAAUUCUCAGACGCCGACAAAGCAGGAGACGUCAACUGCUUCAUCCAAAAACUAUACAUUUAAACAAGGUGACAGAGUGAAGUUUGUGGGCAGCUGUCAUACAGUUGCUUCCAUACAACCUCCUUUGAGGGGACCGACAGUUGGUUUUCGAGGCAAAGUAGUCCUUGCUUUUGAAGACAAUAGUUCCUCAAAAAUUGGGGUUAGAUUUGAUAAAUCAAUCCCUGAAGGAAAUGACCUUGGGGGUCUCUGCGAAGAAGAUCACGGUUUCUUCUGCUCUGCUAAUUCCCUUCGGUUAGAGAGUUCUGCUGGGGAUGAUGUUGACAAAUUUGCUAUUAAUGAACUUUUUGAGGUUGCUUCAAAUGAAAGUAAAAGUGGUUCCUUGAUACUGUUUAUGAAAGACAUAGAGAAGUCUAUGGUGGGGAAUCAGGAUGCAUAUGUGGCCUUCAAGAGUAAGUUCGACAAUUUACCAGGGAAUGUUGUUGUAAUUGGCUCCCAUACACAGGCGGACAGCCGUAAAGAGAAGUCUCAUCCUGGAGGUCUUCUAUUUACGAAAUUUGGAAGCAAUCACACAGCUUUACUUGAUCUUGCUUUCCCGGAUAGCUUUGGUAGGCUGCAUGAGCGGGGGAAAGAGACGCCCAAAACGAUGAAGCAACUUUCUCGACUUUUCCCUAACAAAGUGGGAAUACAGCUGCCCCAGGAUGAAGCUUUACUUUUGGACUGGAAGCAGCAGUUGGAGCGUGAUAUUGAAACUUUAAAAGCACAGGCCAACAUUGUUAGCUUUCGCUCGGUGCUCGGUCGGAUUGGCCUGGAAUGCCCUGAUCUUGAAAGUCUUUGCAUCAAUGAUCAGGCUCUUACAACUGAAAAUGUGGAGAAAAUAGUAGGCUGGGCUUUAAGUCACCACUUGAUGCAUUAUUCAGAAGGUUUGGCCAGAGAUGCUAAGCUUGCGAUUUCUACUGAAAGUAUAAGGUAUGGUUUGAACAUUUUACUAGGCGUUCAAAACGAAAGCAAGAGCUUGAAGAAAUCACUCAAGGAUGUCGUAACGGAGAAUGAAUUUGAGAAGAAACUUCUUGCGGAUGUUAUUCCUCCAAAUGACAUCGGGGUCACAUUUGAUGACAUAGGAGCCUUAGAAAAUGUCAAGGAUACCUUGAAGGAGCUGGUGAUGCUUCCUCUUCAGAGGCCGGAAUUGUUUUUGAAAGGACAGCUGACUAAGCCAUGCAAGGGAAUUUUACUGUUUGGGCCUCCUGGCACUGGAAAAACAAUGUUAGCCAAGGCUGUCGCGACUGAGGCGGGUGCAAAUUUUAUCAAUAUAUCAAUGUCAAGCAUCACUUCAAAGUGGUUUGGUGAAGGCGAGAAAUAUGUUAAAGCAGUGUUCUCUUUAGCUAGUAAAAUUGCUCCUAGUGUUGUUUUUGUUGACGAGGUUGAUAGCAUGUUGGGUAGACGUGAAAAUCCAGGAGAACAUGAAGCUAUGCGCAAAAUGAAGAAUGAAUUUAUGGUGAAUUGGGAUGGUCUUCGUACAAAGGAUAAAGAGCGGGUAUUGGUACUUGCUGCCACCAAUAGGCCUUUUGAUCUUGACGAGGCUGUUAUAAGAAGGUUACCCCGGAGGUUGAUGGUUAAUUUGCCUGAUGCCUCCAACAGAGAGAAAAUCCUUAAAGUUAUCUUAGCCAAAGAAGAAUUGUCACCCGAUGUGGAGUUAGAGGCAAUUGCAAAUAUGACUGAUGGGUAUUCUGGAAGUGACCUUAAGAAUCUGUGUGUGACUGCAGCUCAUUUUCCGAUACGCGAAAUACUUGAGAGAGAAAAGAAGGAGAGAGCUUCAGCAUUGGCGGAAAACAGACCAUUGCCUGGACUUCAUAACAGCACUGAUGUACGCUCUCUGAAGAUGGAUGAUUUUAAGUGUGCGCAUGAACAAGUAUGUGCAAGCGUUUCAUCGGAGUCUACAAAUAUGAAUGAGCUCCUCCAGUGGAAUGAUUUAUAUGGAGAAGGUGGCUCCAGGAAAAAGACGUCUCUCAGCUACUUCAUGUAGAGAACGUAUGUUUGUGUACAGCGAUCCAUGUUACAGAUGUUUAUUCACCUCUCUCUACCUGGCAGAGUCGGGAGUCGGGACACCAUUGAUUAUGGAAUUCUAUCGCAGGUACUGAGCUCGGUGUACCAUAUUAUCAUAGGUUUUGGAAUCAUUUACCAUUUUAGGGAGGUUUUACAAUAUUUAUCAAGCAGGUUUUGUUUGACGGAAGCCGUCUUCUUGUUAAUCUAUCUAGUUUUGAAUUCCUUCUCUUUCCCCUUUUCUUGUCUCGUCUGUAGCAUGUAAAUUCUCAUUUUGAUCAAUUGAAUAAGCAUUCCCCUCUUUUUCUCCC